AUGACGAGGUGGCAGCAGCCGCAGCCGAGCUUUUGGAUCAGCUGGCAGAGCCAGACGCGACUUUUUCUGGUGGUCGUCGGACCUUUCACUAUCGCGGCAUCGAGGUGGAGUAUUGGGAACUCGACGAAGAUCCUUGUGAUCUGCUCUUCGGCUAUGGUGCUUGGCCAGUGGCUGAAUCUCUCUCAAAACUGCUCAUCAAUUCGACUUUGUCGGAGCAUGAUUCACAAGUUUUUCCAUCAGUGCGGCAAACACGUACUCGAGAUAGGCGCCGGUGUGGCGCUGGUAGGGCUCACCUGCUGUGCUUGCGGGGCCAAAGUUCGGUUGACGGACGGGGAGAACCGCUUGGUCAAAGCUUUAGAGGAGCAUCAUGGUCAUCACAACGAGCUAAGCUUUGAGGUCCUGGAUUGGAACGUGGAUCAAGGCGUGGAGCAAUUUGAUGUCAUCGUGGCCUCGGAUGUGUUGCUUUGUUGCUGUGGUGCUCCAGAGGCGCUGCCAGCAGUCCUCUCCAGACGCCUCAAGCUGGAUGGCAAGGCUUUGCUGUUGAACGCGCUUCGCGGUGCACGCGCGCAGCUGCUGCUUGGAGACAAUGUCUUUUGGAAAUGUCGAAUUGGCAGCGAACGUCACGUGUCGUUGCGGGUGAAGAACUUGCGAUUCCUGGCAAGCUUGAAUGAAGAAGCUCUGCGCUCACAGGCUCGGCUUUGUGCGCUACUCGAGCGCAGUGAGGGAGCCUUGCUGCCAGAGAUCUCAGUGUCCCAGAAGGGGGUCAUCUUCGAUUUGGUCGCCCAGCUUCUGGAUUUCGCUUUGGCAGAGGCGAGCAAACAUGCAUCAAACUUGUCUACAGCCCCUGCCCGCAUUCUGGAGCGAGUUAUGUCGUUUGCCCUGGCGUUGGAGCAUGGCAAGGAGCUCGCCAUGCCGGUGGACUCUCGGACACAGGCAUUGAAACUGGCCUCUCUCAUUGACACCCAGUUGCUCUGCCAGGUGGUGACUGGACCUUUCCGGCGGCGCCUAUUGGCUUUGUCUAGAAGCGCGAUGGAGGCUACGCAACUGCCAGCCGCAGCAGGAGUCUUUCUGGUGGUGUGA
Messenger RNA from Durusdinium trenchii, 1080 nucleotides. The record is from the annotation of a GenBank genome assembly. Lineage: Eukaryota; Dinophyceae; Suessiales; Symbiodiniaceae.